Messenger RNA from Acomys russatus (golden spiny mouse), 3175 nucleotides. RefSeq names its product solute carrier family 22 member 5. The coding region runs from base 194 to 1867 and encodes 557 amino acids. Gene Ontology annotation, molecular function: ATP binding; transmembrane transporter activity. The transcript is spliced from 10 exons. Lineage: Eukaryota; Metazoa; Chordata; Mammalia; Rodentia; Muridae. Gene Ontology annotation, cellular component: membrane. Gene Ontology annotation, biological process: transmembrane transport; carnitine transport. The record is from RefSeq and is a predicted model, not a curated record.
CCCUCUCCGCGUCGCUCCUCAGAGCCGGGACGGCGGGGCGGGCCUUGCGGCCCAGGCCCAGGCCCAGAGCCCGCCCCGGCCUCAGGCCCUAUGUAAAGUUGGCGGUGUCCGAGUCUGAGGCCGCAGUGAGACUCACGAGCCUGGUCCUUGCCCACGCGCAGACGCCCUCAGCGCCCCGUCUCCCGAGGACAGCAUGCGGGACUACGACGAGGUGACCGCCUUCCUGGGCGAAUGGGGUCCCUUCCAGCGCCUCAUCUUCUUCCUGCUUAGUGCCAGCAUCAUCCCCAAUGGCUUUAAUGGUAUGUCAAUCGUGUUCCUGGCGGGGACCCCGGAGCACCGUUGCCUUGUGCCUAACACCGUGAACCUGACCAGCGCGUGGCGCAACCACAGUAUCCCGUUGGAAACGAAGGACGGACGACAGGUGCUUCAGAGCUGCCGGCGCUACCGACUGGCCACCAUCGCCAACUUCUCUGCGCUGGGGCUGGAGCCCGGACUGGACGUGGACCUGGAGCAGCUGGAGCAGGAGAGCUGCCUGGAUGGCUGGGAGUACAACCAGGAUGUCUUCCUGUCUACCAUCGUCACUGAGUGGGACCUGGUGUGUAAGGAUGACUGGAAAGCCCCACUCACCACCUCCUUGUUUUUCGUGGGUGUGCUGAUGGGCUCCUUCAUUUCGGGACAGCUCUCAGACAGGUUUGGUCGGAAGAACGUGCUGUUUUUGACCAUGGCUAUGCAGACUGGCUUCAGCUUCCUGCAGGUCUUCUCUGUGAACUUCGAGAUGUUUACUGUGCUCUUUGUCCUCGUUGGCAUGGGUCAGAUCUCCAACUACGUGGCAGCAUUUGUCCUGGGAACAGAAGUUCUUUCCAAAUCAGUUCGAAUUAUAUUUGCCACCUUAGGAGUUUGCAUAUUUUAUGCAUUUGGCUUUAUGGUGCUACCUCUCUUUGCAUACUUCAUCAGAGACUGGAGGAUGCUGCUGCUGGCUCUCACUGUGCCAGGGGUGCUGUGCGGGGUUCUCUGGUGGUUCAUCCCUGAGUCCCCCCGAUGGCUCAUCUCUCAAGGACGAAUUAAAGAGGCAGAGGUGAUCAUCCGCAAAGCCGCCAAAACCAACAGGAUCGUUGCACCUUCCACUAUCUUUGAUCCAAGUGAGUUACAAGACCUAAAUUCCAAGAAGCCUCAGUCGCACCACAUUUACGAUCUGAUCCGAACCCGGAACAUCAGGACCAUUACCAUCAUGUCCAUAAUCCUGUGGCUGACCAUAUCAGUGGGCUAUUUUGGACUUUCUCUUGACACUCCUAACUUGCACGGGAACAUCUAUAUGAACUGCUUCCUUUCGGCUGCUGUUGAAGUCCCAGCGUAUGUGUUGGCCUGGCUGUUGCUGCAGUACUUGCCCCGGCGAUAUUCCAUCUCUGCCGCCCUCUUCCUGGGUGGCGGUGUUCUUCUCUUCAUGCAGCUAGUGCCUUCAGAGUUGUUUUAUCUGUCUACUGCCCUGGUGAUGGUGGGAAAGUUUGGAAUCACCUCUGCUUACUCCAUGGUCUAUGUGUACACAGCUGAGCUGUACCCCACUGUGGUGAGAAACAUGGGUGUGGGGGUCAGCUCCACAGCAUCCCGCCUCGGCAGCAUCCUGUCUCCCUACUUUGUUUACCUUGGUGCCUAUGACCGCUUCCUGCCCUACAUCCUCAUGGGAAGUCUGACCAUCCUGACAGCUAUCCUCACCCUCUUCUUCCCAGAGAGCUUUGGUGUCCCUCUCCCAGACACUAUUGACCAGAUGCUAAGAGUCAAAGGAAUAAAACAAUGGCAAAUCCAAGGCCAGACCAGAACUCUAAAAGAUGGUGAAGAAAGCCCAACAGUCUUAAAAAGCACAGGCUUGUAAUACCCACUCCAGAGGCUGAGAAACUGGAUGGAAAACCAACAUGUUGUCAGAAAUGCUGUCAAUGACCCAGGGCUUUUCUGUUUUGUCGACCGUGUGUCUGAUGUGCUCUUGGAUGGGGGCAUCUAUCCUGGAGAGCCACCUUCCUUCAGGGACACCAAGCUAACUACAGACAGCUUGUACAUCCCACUACAGAGACGGACUUGGGCCCUCCACAGAAGUUAAUGAGUCUCUUGAACCAGUGGGACUUGGAAGACUAUGAAAACAUCUGCUAGGCAUGCUUUGUUAUUUUAGAAGACCUAAUAAGGUCACAGAUAGAACCACAGGUCUGUUUUUCCUCCUUUCCCUAACUGAAGAACUUACAGGAAAAGGAGUGGAUGUGGCUCAGUGGCAGUGUGCUUGCCUGGAUGCCCGGGGCCCUGGGUUCAAUCAGAUGCACCAGAAGGAAAAAAAAAAAUUAUUUUUAGAAAGUAAUGAUUCCAUGGGGAGUUUGAUUUCUCAUCUUUUCUAAGUUACAAAAAUCCUAACUUUGAUUAUUUUAACCCACAACUGAAGAACACAAGACCUAGGGAACCCUAAAGGAAACUAAAGUGGAAGCAGGUAUGUAAGGCAGGCAGGCAGUGUGGGCACUGAGAUGGUUCAGUCCCACAGCCAUCUGUGCUGUGUGUCUGGUCAGAGUCCCAGGAUUGUCACACCCUGUGAGAAAUCCACUGUUGAGGACAAGGCGUGGCUUCCACUGCUGGGUAAAUCAGAAUUCUGGCUAUCACACACUUACCUGUGUCUUGAAAGAAAUGCAUGGAGAACAAGGCAUCCUUUCCCUCUCUCAGCACUGUCAUGGGGGUUGUUUGGUUUGUCAUCUGCUGUUGUGUCUCAAGUCACCCUUCUGCAAAGACAUGGCAACAGUCUGUGUAUUUCUCGGCCCAGGAUUACCCUGGCUGUAGUAUGCAGUUGCCACCACCCAGGGCCUUCCCAGCUUUAGCCACUAGCACUGCUGAGUGCCAAAAACAACACUAUGCUUGUUCCUUUUACGCUGUAUAAUCAUGGGGAAAAUUACAAGAAGAAAUGUAAAUUGUGUUCACAUUCUCUCAGGGUUGCUGUCUGCAGCCAUGUAACAUCAGUGGGUAUUUUGUGUUCCGUGCGGUUGUCUUCUCUUCAGAUUAUGUUGCCAUGGUGCUGCUAAAGCACACACUUCACCUACUUAAAAAACAAAAACAGACAGACAAACAAAAGAAAAAGCUGUAUUUUGUGAAAGCUACUGAAGUGCCUUGGGCAAUGAAAUCGUUUUAAUAAACAAUGAUUUUUUUUUUUUAA